AGAGGGAAAGUUUGUGUAAAAGUUUGACGCUGAUGCAGUUAUGCAGCCGGAGGACAGAAGGGCGGCGGAGGCUUUGCCUCCGGGCUCUGGGUACCUGUCCACGGAUCGCUGCCUGGUUGCCGUGCACUUGCUGGCGACCCUGGCCGGCCUCAUGGCCCUGCUGUCGGCCGUGCUCCUGUUCCAGUUGCGGUGCCAGCAGCCGGGUGAGCUUCAGUCGCCGGUCCCCGGGGGGCUACCUCGGCGGCUGCUGCGCUCGGUCUCGCAGGGACUGGCAUCUCUCUCGGUCUCCCUGCACCUCUGCUGCCUGCUCCUGGCCCUGAUGCAAGGCUACCUGGCCGCCGAUCUCUGCGGGGGACAACCAGACAGACCUGACUGGAUUCUCUUGAAUAGCCGCCCUUCCCGCCAUGUGGCCCUCAGUGCGUUCUGUCUGGGUGUUAUCGUAUAUCUGGCAGCUUUCUCCAUUUACGUGUUGUUGGAGUUUGAGAAGGAGAGUGCAAUGGCGAGUGCUGGAGUCCUUGCCGCUGGGGUGUUGGUGCUCUUCAUCAUCAUCAUCCACGCUGUGGUGAAGGCUCGGUGCACUAACAGGAGCCGACUCCCAGAGCACAGCACCACCAUGUUCGAGAAUAACCGCGCUCCGAGAGGUGGCUGGCCAGAGCCGGAGCGUUCGGAUCCCCGGGCCGAGGACGAGGAGGAUGAGGAGUCGCGUUUGCCUGCCUUUCGCAGGGAGACAGCCUACGAACGCUACCGUGAGCAGAAAGCCUUUUACGUGGCCACGUCGGCAAGCCGAGCUGGAGCCACACCAACUGGACGGGACGGGUAUGGGCACUCCCGGGCGCUUUCAGCGGGACGCAGCAUGCCUUGCACUGGACCCUGGGACGGGGUGACACAUGAAAUGAGGCGGGUACUGGCACACAAGGGGACCGUCUGCCGGAAAGACUCGACACUAGUCUGAGCUCGGUGUCAACCAGCAGAGAUCAGACUGGUGUGGCGAUUGGCAACACUGGCGCAGAUCCCACAGAAGCAUGCAUGACCCCUUUAGCGAAGACUUCUUAAACCUAUUUCCUCCUCUGCUCCCCUACAACCUCACUGUUCAGGUCGGAGAGAGAUUUUGGCUUUGGCGUUGCAGGGUUCAGGCAGGGUAGGCAACAGGGUAUUUGGCAUGUCAGUCGAUGAACCAAACAUGGAGGAAAGGAGCAGAAGGAGAAGGAUGUAGGGAGAAUCAGAAUCAAACAAAGUUCAGAAGAGAAAUAAAGAGAGGGACAUGAUGAUUGGAUUAAGAAAAGGUUUGAAAGGAAAUGUAUACAAAAAAACUUCAAAAUCUUUUAACAAUUUACUAAAGGAAUGAGAAACUGGAGAUUUAACUAUUCUCUUCCAGGGCAGGAGAAGGUGAGCAAGAAUGUAAAC
Rhincodon typus (whale shark) is the source of this 1404-nucleotide messenger RNA. It is a transcript of the gene tmem221, whose product is annotated as transmembrane protein 221. Lineage: Eukaryota; Metazoa; Chordata; Chondrichthyes; Orectolobiformes; Rhincodontidae. The coding region runs from base 41 to 952 and encodes 303 amino acids. The record is from RefSeq and is a predicted model, not a curated record. The transcript is spliced from 3 exons.